AAAACAUACAGCUUGGACAUUCCCAGCCUGGGAAACACAGCAGAGAGUGUGGAAGGGGAAGAGAGGAGGACCACAUUUAACACACUGAACUCUCAGAAAGGGGAGAAUUUGAAGGGGAUCACAUUAAAGAGGUCAUGGAGACUGAGUGAGGGGAGAAAGUUUUACAGAGAAUGCAGAGAGGAAACGAAUCCAGGAAAGGAGUUGAGGACUAUGUAGGAAUUCCUGACUGAAGUCAUGGGUUCCGAGGCCAUGGAGGACUGUGUGCAGGGGGCGCUCUCAUCCCUCUAUCCUCCUUUUGAGAGCACGGCACCUCCCCUCCUUUCCCAGGUCUUCUCAGUCCUGGAGUCGACCUAUCAGCACGACAGUCUUCGCUACCUCCUGGACUACUUUGUACCUGCCAAGCACCUCCUGCACAAACUCCAGCAGCAUGCCUGUUCUCAGUACCUGGGUUGCUUGUUCCUUCACUCUGGCUGGCCUCUUUGCCUGGGCGAGAAAGUGGUUGUCCAACUCUCCACACUGGACUGGAGGCUUCUACGCAGUAAUGACUUCUACCUGCAAGUGGUGCCUUUCUCCACUCGGUGCCCCAGACUGGCGCUGAAAUGUCUGGCCCCUGGAGGACGCACUGUUCAGGAGAUCUUGGUGCCUGAGUCACAGCAUCCACUUGUGUUCACCUCUGAGUGGCUGCACAGUGUCAACAAAGAACGUGGACACAAGAGAGAAGUUGGAGGAGGACUUGACACAUGUCUGGUCAGUACAUGUGAUGGUGUGGCUAGACUUCCAUGGAAAGAGGUUGUUUAUCCAAAAUUCAUUCACGACCCUUCUGAAGAGCUAGGCCUGAUGCCCAACCAUGAAGACCUCAUAUCCAAUCGCCUGCCCAGUGAGGGGGGCAGCAGCCUUGGGGGUUGGGGUGGCUCAUCCUCUGGGGAACUGGAUUCCUGGUCCUGGGAUGAGGAAGAUGAUGAUGAUUUGCCACCAGAUGGCUUAGACUCUGACCCUGCACUGCCUCGACGGAGGCGCAGUGAAGAUGGUCUUGGGCGCACAGCUAGGCAUACUCAUCUUGACGGGGAUUAUGUGGAGCUUUUGGAACCCAGAGGGGGUCCUGAUGGAGGGGUUGACCCAAGGCAGAGGUACCUAGAGAUGCAUGGGAUCUGUAAAACCAAGACUUUACCUCUGUGCAGGAGAGGGAAGGCCAUCAAGCUUCGCAAGGGUAAAGCUUGGGGAUAUGGGAAAAUGGAAAGGUCAGGAAGCUUUCGGGCUUUUCUUGGCACCAAGGGAGAUGUGGUGACCCCCAAGGGUGAAGUGGUAUCACCAAGGCCUCUGCCAGGAGCUGCUGAGCCUGACAGAGGGAGGCGGUCUUACUCCUCCUCAGUCCACGACUCUGAUGAAGGAGAUAAAAUAAGCAGAGACUCUGAGGGCCUUGAAAGCCACCGGCUUUAUUUUGAUGGGCCAUUCAAGGAGAGGAGGCCCGGUGUGGGCAGGGAGAGAGAUAGCAAUGGCCUCACCCUCCCAUGCAGAGACAACCACAAAAGUAAAGACUCUAAGAGCAGUAACAGUUCAGUUACGAAUGAAAUCCAUGACCAAGCAAACCACGACACUGGGCAUGUUGUAGAAGGCCACUCAGAUCAUGGAUCUCAUUCAGACUCGGUUUUUGAGGAUACUGAUAAACCACUGAGCGGAGACAGUGAUGCUACCACCCCAACAUCAGAUGCACCAGAGAGACCAUUCCAUGGAAUUUCCGAAAGUGGGGAAAUUACAAAUAGUGGCUCUAAGCUGAAGAGUGUGUCUAACCCAAAGGUCGCAGAUGUACAAGAUGAAGGAAAGGUGGGAGACAGGGUGUGUCCCAGAGGAAAAGAAGUUAAGACAGCAGGAUUCAGAGCACCAAGGAGAAAAAGGAAGGGAAAGGGGGCCAAAGGGAGGGCUAGGUCUGCUGGCCGUUCAAACCAGAAGGGCUCCAAAAUGCAUGGGAAAUCUCCACAGCCAAGCCCCACCACUCGCUCCGCUCCCACAGAGCUGCCAAUCACUGAGGAGAACCAGUCAGAGCAAACUCAACAGGCAGAUGAACCCGAUGGAGGGUCCACUGCCACAAAUAAGGGGACAGAGAACACAAAGAAAAGCAGUACAGAGACAGAAGCUGAAACUUUACCUGUGUGCAAUGGCGAGUCAGACACAUCCCUCUUUAACCACUCUAAUGAGGAGGCUGGGUCUGCAGAGACAUGUCCAAGCAACGAACAAAAUGGUCUUACAACGAAACCGCCUGUCCUGCUGAGAGAACUGGAUGCAGACCUUCUUCAGUCAGGGAAACUCAAGUUGACAGGUACAGUGGACAGGUUGGGCCGUGCGCUGGUUUUCUCAGAGACAGAUUCAUCAGAGGAGGGUUUCUGUGCGGAAGACAUGGCCCACAUCCUUGCCUGCUACCACAGAAUCACUCGGCCUGCUGCCAAAGAAAAAGGUCUCACGGUAUUAAUGGACAGCAGACGUUCUCCCCUCUCCGCUCUCUGCAUCUCUGCACUUAAACUGUUCCAGGUGUUAGCUCCUGGCGGCCUUGGAUCUGUUCUGGUUUUGGUGGAAGAGCAGCAGGAGUCCCUUCCUCAGACUUUGGAGGGAGCAGAGGUCCAUGUUGUGCGAGGUACAGGGGUCCUUCAGCAGUAUAUAGACAAGCAGCAGCUACCCAAAGAGAUCGAUGGAGACUUUACCCACUGUCACUCAGACUGGCUGACCUUCAGGCUGAGUCUUGAGAGUCUGACUGAGCGCUGUGAGAGUGCCCUCUCGCUGUUAGGAGAGGCACUGCAGUCAAUGGAAACAGAGCCCUUGCCAGACACCAUCAAGGCAGUUCCUCAGGGCAUCGACAAACACAGGCAGCUCAUGACAAGUGUCCUGGCCGACCAGCGCUUGACUGAGCUCCAGCAGAGAGGUGGAGCCUGGUUGGCAGGCUUGACAAACAGCCCAUCUGGUUUGGCACAGAAAUCACCAGACUGCAGGGCUGCUCUCGCUGCAACCUCGAAACUCUACGACAGCGUGGAUGACGCUCUCCAUCGACUGGUCCGAGAGUCCAACCAGAGAGGUCGGGACCUGGAAGCUUUGGGACGACUAGCGGUGCUGGCGGACAAACUGGAAAAGUGUGAUAAGGAGAUUGAGCAAGUGCAGUCACAGCUGGAUGACUACAAGGACCCUCCUCUGUCCCUCAGCAGGCUGUCGCUCAAGCAGCAGAGGUUUAAGACGUUCCGAGAAACAGCAAAUGAGCUGCACAGUGAGACUCUGUCAGUGCUCAGUGAUUUGGAGGGCUGGUGCGAGCUGGACUGGGCAGGCCUGAGCGACGUCCAGAUCCGUCUUCCUCCGGUCAGGGAGAAGUUGAGAGACAUGUCCCACUGUCUGUCGGACUGCUGGACCACCCUGGACAACACACAGAGGCUGCUGUCCACACUGACUGAGGCAACGCAGUGGUGCGAUGCAGUCUCCUCCACUUCCCCCUCCUCUACACCUACCUCCACAUGCCCCCUUGCAUCGCUUCCUCCGAUCCCCCCAUCCCGCUUCCAGGACGCACGUUCCUUAGCAAUGGAGCUCGGCGGUGGGGCGCUCCUGGAUCUUUGGACUCAGACAGUAGAGCGCUACCAGCGCACUGUAGCACAGGUCAAGCCUCGCUUCCUCCAGUCUGACAGGACUCAAAACCAGGGCCAAGGGAAGCCCAAAACACCUUCAGCCAGCAGCCUGUGGGACCUGAUGGGCCCAGAGGGAGAGGGCGACUGGGGGCUGGGAGCUGGAGGAGGAGAAGGAGGACUGCAGUCCUGGGGAUCCCUAGCAUCGCUGUUCAGACCUCAGACCUGCUCCACGCUGAAGAUAGGAGAGGAGAAAGGGAAUAAGAAGGAGGGUGCUGGAGGAAGUGGAGCAGGAGGAGCCGGGGGAGGGAAGUUUCUGCAGAACCUUCUGAAUCCUGCAAAGAAGAGUCCGACGGAGGCCCCACUCCCUACUAAGCCACCCAGGAAGCGCCACCCAAGUUUUGACCUCCAGGCACUGCUGGCACCCCGCAGAGGCACGGCCACCCCCAAACCUGCCGAGUCCCCGGUCAGCGGGCCGAGCCGUACCUCCCCCAUGUCCUGGCUGGGCCGACGGGCGCUGGCUGACCCGGUUAUCGCCACUAGCAUGGCUACAGCUAUCCCUGGAUGGGGAGGAGGAGGAGGAGGAGGAGGAGGAGCAGGAGCAGGAGGAGGAGGAGGAAGUGGUGGUGGUGGAGGCGUGCUGAUCAGAGGAGUGGAGGUCAGCAGCAAGGAGGUGGUGGACCACACAGGGUCGCCGCGGCAACAUGUCCUGCUGGGGAGGACCGAGAGGGAGACGGGGACGGACAGGGCUGGUUCAACUGCUCAGAGCAAGCUGUACUUGCUCUGGUGUAGGAUGCUGAGCUCGGAGAGGCAGUACGUGACCGUCCUGAAGGGGGUGGAGGAGACGUACCUCCCACUACUGGAGCUCUCGGACACCCCGGCCUCCAUCAGGGGGAAGGCAGAGUCCCUCUUCCCCAACUGGGCAAGCCUGUGCACCUUUCACUCGCAGAACCUGCUCCCGGCCAUGGAGGGCGCUCUUCUGCAGAGCUUGUUGCAACAGGACUGCUUCAGCAAAUACCGGGAGCAGUUUCUGCAAUAUUCCCACUACAUCAGGACCAAACCAGACCUGGACUCUCCGCUGGUCUCACAGGCCUCUGACUUCUUCAAGUCCAAACUCCCCCUCGCCUCCCCCCUCUCCCCUAUGUCCUUCCCCCACUGCCUUCAAGCCCCCAUCCUCAGACUGGAGCAGUACUGCGAGGCCCUGGAGGAGCUCGGGGGGAUAAAUCCCGCGUCCGACUCCGCCCUCUCCAUCCUGAGACACGCCCAGCGGCACGGCGAGGACCUCAGGGCCAGUGACCUCAUCGUCGGAUGUCCGAUCCCGGUGGCUGAGCGCGGUGAGCUGGUGCGGCAGGGUGAGCUGACGGUGUAUGGGGGAGCUCGCAGGAAGAGGGGAGGCAUCAGGAGCGUUUUCCUCUACCAGUACGUCGUCAUCUUCACCAAACAGAAGAGCCCCAGCCCGGGACGCACUGCCUACAACUACAAGCACAGCAUCAAGACAGGUGAAAUGGGCCUGACUCAGAACGUUGGCGAGGAUGGAAUGAAAUUUGAAAUUUGGGUCCGACAAGCUCCACGAACCAGAGACUGCAUCACUCUGCAAGCACAGGACAGGGAAGGCAGGGAGGCCUGGACUCAUGACAUUGCCCACCUGCUGUGGACACACGCCAUCAACAACACAGAGUUGUGUUUGAAGGAAUCCCUCUGUAUGGGAAUUUCCAGUAAACUUCUGCUGGAUGCAUCAGGAACUCAAGGCUCAGAGCUCGACUCCAUCUACAGUCUCAAUGACAGAGUCCACAGUAGCUGCUCAGACUCCUCCUCUGUCGGUAGUCAGAAGGAGGGGGGAUCCCCGGCGUCAGGGAGGGACCCCAGGAGAAGCUCUGGAUCAACAAGCUACUCACAGAGCCAGUCUCCCUCUACAGCAGUGUGACUGCCAUCUCAAUUAGACAGAAACUGGACACGGGACUUUACGAAGCUUCAGACAUCUCUAUUCCACCUCCGGGUGAGCCGAACUGGACUUCAAGGGGCAAGACGACAAAAGAGAGGCCCACCAACUCUAUGUGAACCUCUCCCACAUGCUUGCUCUCCUUCCCCUUUCCCCCUAGUCCCUUUCACCUUCUUAAAAUAAAUAAAAUGCCAUCAGAUUAGGCGGAGCAGAGCCAGAACUGCUUACCCUCGCUUUAAAACCCCCCCAGCUCUGAUAUGACCCCCUCAAAGCAAAAGCUGCAUCCAAAAAGGAUCAAAAACUGCCCUGUUCUAAACCAUGACAAGCACCAGCAGGGCUCUCUGCGCUCCGCCAUUUUGGAUCUGCCAGUCUCAGUUGCUGGCAGAGUCAUUGACACCAAAGGCACUUCAGCCACACAGUGCGGCCAUUGUCUGCCCCACGGCUCCCCACUAGGCCAAACCACUUGGUCUGAACCACUGACUGCCUGGCUGGCUGACUGUACACAUCACAUGCUCCAGCAUCUGAUAAUAAACAGGAAGUAAUAUGCGGGGCUUAAAUCCACCGUAGGAUUGCAGAAUUAGAAUGUAUUAUGUACUUUGUCAUUUUCAUAACGCUGAAUGGAGUACUGUAGGCUUUUUUUUUCCUCCUUUCCGAUGCCUGUGUAAAAAUGCGUGGCAUAGGCAAGGUGUGAUUGCAUCUAUGUAAAUUAGGGUGGUGUGAGCAUGCACACACACACACACACAUUCACACACGAACACAAUGUCCCUCAACACAUGCAGUCACUCGUAUUGUUACAAGACAGUGGAGCACUGUUCGCAUUCACAUGCUCACACACUCACCGCGGCCGGUUUAGAGGCUGGUACAGUGGCUAAAUGAACGACAGGCAAGGUUACAUCUGAACACGUACAGUAAGCAUUGCCUUGAUGAAGAACGGGAAUGCAUCACGACAUCAUAACUGACUGCUAUACAUUCUGUCGACGUGUUUCUUUAAGCUAAUGGUAUUGGUUUUAUUUACAGUGGCAAUGAUUUAAUGGCAAAUAUGUAUUUAGUCUUUUAGAAAGUGUAACUUAUAUCAACCUUGGUGCCUUAAAAAUGUUUUCCAGCGUACUGACAAUGAGUUUCUUUUAUGAGUUAAUUUUAUGCUAUAUCUUUUAUUAUUAGAUGCCAUAUUCUAUAUGCCAAAGGUAUACAAUGGGUGUCUGUGCAAUGAUUAUUUGUGUACAAAGAGAUAUUGUUGCAGUUAGUCUUCCUGAUUAGGAUCUCCAUAAAAUGGAAAAAGGUGCAUCUGUUCAUUGUGCUACAUUGUGAGUUUACCGGUUUUGUUCUUGUGGCCAGAAGACAUGGACUGCAUCUGAUUACUAUGAUUUUUUUUAAAUAAGUAAUUUAAUCCAAUCUUCUCUCAGCUUCUUCCUUAAAGGAAGAGGUUUUUCUAGAAUGACCCCAAAUUAAUCUUCAGCUUUAGAGCUUGAACGUUGUUUGACAUUGGAUUCUUAAACUUUAAUGCAAUAAUGUCUGUACGGUGAAUAUCAAGUCAGAGACUGGAGCCAAUUAGCUUAGCUUAGCAUUAAGACUGGAAAUGGGCCAGAUAAAGAGCCAUUUAUUUCUAGUACAUAUAAAGCUAGUCAAUUAUCCGUUUAAUCCAAUCAAACAUUUCACAGAUUCAUUGCUAACAUUGUCUUUAUCUGCUGUUAGCUCAAUCAUGGCUGAGACAAGACAUUUCAUUCCAUUGAGGUUGAUUGUUACCAUCUUUGCUGGUGAUAAAAUUUGGGUGUUUUCAUACCUGUGCAAUACAACUACAGUCAGAGGAGUUAGCUUAGCAUAGAAUAAACACUGGAAUCAAAAACUAGAUGGUUUACAAAGACGACUACCAUUAACACUUUACACACUUCGGACUCACCAAACAAACAGACAUUACUGGUACAUUGUUAGCAUGAAUUAUUUAACUCUAGACGGACUGUUGGGCACUGCUUCCAGUUUUUGUGCUAAUGUAAGCUAACCAGCUAGCUGCAGCUUAUUUUGUCUUUAAAUGGGGUCAUUUUUACCGUGUCCACGAGAAAGUCAUGAUGAACGUUGUCCUCCUGUGGUAUUCAAACCUAAUUAACAUGUAAUUUCACAUAGAAAUUGUCGACAAGGUGCCUUGUGUUUUGACGUGCUUUCUACCGUUUUUGGUUCACGCACACAUUCAGAUGAAUUACUUUGUAAAUUUGUCACAGUUUUCUUCUUCGCUGAGGAUAAGUGGUAAUAAUUUACAGCAUGUCGGAGGAAAAUGUUUAUCCUUUUUAUUAACUUUUGGAUAAGGUGACCAGAUUUCUGAAAUGAUAUCCAUUUACAGCCCAGAGAUAAAAAAAAAAAAGAAUUAAAUGUUAUCAAGAUGAAAUGAAGAAACAGAGGCAAUUUCAUUUAUUCUGGCAUAUUUAAACAUACUUAAAUUGCUACGUUUGUAAUGUCAAUAGCAGCGCAAAUGGCUGCCGUAAUAGUUGUAGUCUGCGCUCACAUGCUCACUAGCACUUCCUAUCCGGCUACCAUCGUGAAAACUGUUGUUUUAGUCUACACGCAACAUUUUUUUUCUCCUCCUUGAUAAAACGCUAAAAUUGGGGACAUUUUUUGGGGACAGCUUUAGCUGGGGGACCCUACUUUUGGAGAAAUCAGGUCGUUAGCUUGCUAAAUUGUUAGCUUCAGCUGCUUCUAGACGGCAACAGGUCCCAGCAGGGUUCUCAUUGUUUUUCAUGACUUCCCAUGUCGUAACAACCAACUCCUGAGGUCCGUUUGAUGUCAGCAUUAGUAUUUACCAUAAAGACAUGGGGAACAAUGUUCUUAUCUAAAAAGAAUAAGCAUAUCCCUCAAAAUGUCAAACGUUUCCUUUAGGACAUCAUAUCUCUAAACUACAGGAACAAAGGAAAAUAAGUUUGAGCACUUCGCCUGUCUUGCUAGUGGGUCCUUUAACAAAAAUAUUACAGGUUAAGCUCUAUUCAGACAAAAAUAAAAAAGCAGAAUAUAUCUUUUUAUGCUUUUUAUGGCAUGGUGCCAAAAAAAGCUUUCGAUGCCUCAUACAAGGAUGUAGUUCAUACUUGAUGACAGUGAGCAUACAGUCGGUAAAACCAAUCAACAAGCACUCACCAGUUUUGAUUGGAUGGCACGUGUAUCAGACGGCACCAUGCUUAAGGUACAAAAUGAAAAGCGGCAGGUAGCGAGGGCUGCUGCGGGAAGACCAGCUCAGCUCUGCAGCCACAUCCGUCGCCGUUAUCAGAUUUAGCACGUUUCACAUCUGCAUCCAAAUUCCAAAAUUGCAAAUGGCUAUUGAGCCGUUUUCCGAAUCGAUAUGUAAUUUGUUGGCUCAGAGAAGUCUGUACACUCCAUAGCCUUUAGCUGUUUGGUACAUUGCUUUAUAUUGGGAGCAAUGUAAUGAACACCAUCUUUCAUUCUUACUGCGGUUAUAGAUUGUCAUAUGCAGAGUCGCUUCUCGUGCGUCGUUUCCAGGCAGUAUUAGUGUGUAUAAAGUUUUCUCUCGCUUUUUUUUUUUGUAUGACACUCUGUCUGAUGUUUACAUUUUUUGGAAGCGAUGUGGAAUGUUGCAUGUUAUGCUUACUUGAUAAUUGUAUUUUUUACUUAUCUUGUGUUGAAUUAAAACUGGAUUCCAACGCUCA
Mugil cephalus (flathead mullet) is the source of this 9176-nucleotide messenger RNA. RefSeq names its product Rho guanine nucleotide exchange factor (GEF) 40 (gene arhgef40). Gene Ontology annotation, molecular function: guanyl-nucleotide exchange factor activity. The record is from RefSeq and is a predicted model, not a curated record. The transcript has 27 exons. Bases 235 to 5517 code for a protein of 1760 amino acids. Lineage: Eukaryota; Metazoa; Chordata; Actinopteri; Mugiliformes; Mugilidae.